Penicillium roqueforti is the source of this 792-nucleotide messenger RNA. RefSeq lists its product as uncharacterized. The record is from RefSeq and is a predicted model, not a curated record. Lineage: Eukaryota; Fungi; Ascomycota; Eurotiomycetes; Eurotiales; Aspergillaceae. The coding region runs from base 1 to 792 and encodes 263 amino acids. The transcript is spliced from 3 exons.
AUGUCUUCAAAAAUUCAAGUCGUGGAAACACGUGAACGUCAACUCGAGCGCUGGGUUCUGAUGAAAAUCGAGCAUGCAAUUGAGAAACUUGAGGAGCAUAAACUCAACGCGACAGAACUCGAGAAAUGGAAAAUUAGCUUCUCCAGUAUGAGUCUCGAUCAGAACUCAGAGCUUAAGCCCCGCUUCUUCGCACCGAAACCUGACCUCCCGCCACCAAACGAUGAGAUACUCGAUAAGGCCGCUGAGCCUAAUGAUAGUGAUGGACGCUAUUAUUUAGGUGCAUACGAUAUGAACAAUUUCUUAAGCUCUUAUGCCUUCCACCAACUAGGCCUCCGUGAUAACGGGCCGUGGCAUUUGAUAGACCCUGGUCAAUAUAACGCUUACAAGAGCCUUUAUUUCCAUGGGUCUCCCUCGCUUGGCCCGUCUCCUACAUUUGGCGCUUUUAAGAUAAUAGAUAGUCCCGGAAAGGAAUAUCCGCAUCUUAAAGCAGUCAUAUAUACCGAUAUGGAGGCGGAUGACAAAACUUGUUUCCGUUCAGAGGUCUUGAUCAGCCUUCGCCUAAUGUUGGCCCAAUUGAGAAAGGUGCGCCUGAUGCACCAUAAGAUCGCACCGGUCUUACUCGUCUCGUUGAUGGGAAAGCAUGUACGUAUACUAGAGUCCUAUUUUGAUGGCAAAUUGCUUCAAAUGCGCUCUACUCGUCUUUACAAAAUCUCCGACUGGGACUCGAUUAAGACUGUGUACAUGAUUCUCACCGAGUAUUUGCUCGGCCCUCCAAUCAGAGAUACCAUCUAG